CAAAUUCUGGCAUCAUGGACACAGGCCUUAAGGGAUUGGCCCAAGAAGGAUAAAAACGAAUCAAGAAGAUCGCGGAGCUCGAGGACCGGUCGUGAGAGUGUGGUCAACGAAUUACUUGUUGCAACAGAGAAAACUCGGGGUUAUCAAGAGAUAGAUAGAGAGAGAGAAAGAGUAUUUUGCGAUCUGUAAAAGCGUUGUUCGAGCAUCGUACGUCCAGGUCCAGCUGUUAUGGACAUGGUGAUCACGAAUUUACAACAGCAACGUCAAGUGACGGAGCAGCUGCGCCGCGAGGCCGCUCUGAAGCGGAUCACGGUGAGCAAAGCCGUCGAGGAUAUCAUGAAAUACAUUACCGAGCACGAACAGGAGGACUGCCUGCUGGUGGGCUUCUCGUCGCAGAAAUCCAAUCCCUUUCGUGAGAAAAGCACCUGCAUCAUACUUUAAGCCCGCAUGCUUGAAAUGAGAAGACGUGGCGAAGGGGAGACAAACAACAAUGUCAUUUUUGUGCGUCCUUGCAAUUGCGCGCCGUUUCAUUGUGACAAUGAGUAUAUACAAGUGUAGAAUCUAAGUAAUUUUCUAUUUAAAUUAUUUUAUGAUACAUAUUUAUAUAAGAUUGUUGAAAGUGUGCGAUAAAUCAAAUUUUCCAUCUUCCGCCUUAACGUUUGCUGUUGGAAGUAUACUUUUUGCAUAGAAUUUAUAAGAUUUUUUUAUGGACAGUUGUACAGUCUCACAUGAGUUAUGCAGGAAUCUGCGCGUGCCUUACCUUUUCAUGGCCUAAUUCGUUGUAAUCGCGGUAGAUAUAUAUUUCAACGGAACAAUGUAUUUUUGUACGCGCACAUAUACAGAUAAAGGGAGAAAUGCUGUUACAUGUCCAAGUGCAUUUAAAUCGUUAAACUGUUACCGUCGUGAUGCCAAAAGCAAUUUCAUCUUCCUAUAUAUCUAGACUGGUGUUGACAUGUAGUAAAAGUAACGAUAUUUUCACUUUCAAAUAACCAAAGGUCAUAUAUUACCGAAUAAAAUUGUCACUAGUUCUUAUGUAUUAUAUAUAUAAUUAUAAUCUAUGUGAAUUCUCAUGGUGUACACUGCGCAUCGAUUGCGAAUCAUUUUCUUAAACGUUUUUGUCAAGUGCCUAUAUCGAAGUUCAAAACUAACGGCGAUGGAACAAUACAACACACGGACUAUCGAAACGCUCUAUUUAAAAACGUAAGAUUUUUAUCCACGAUUUCACAGGUAUAAGUGCAUUUUUAUUGUGGAAUAAAAUGUAAUGUUUAAAAAAAAUAAUAGUUAUUUUAAUCUUUUAUACGUUUAGCAAGUAGCACCUAGUAGUUUCUUACAAGUUCCUCUUUAUAAUAUCAAGUUCAAUAAAAUGCGACUCUAUAUAUUGUAA
Vollenhovia emeryi is the source of this 1384-nucleotide messenger RNA. It is a transcript of the gene Ggamma1, whose product is annotated as guanine nucleotide-binding protein subunit gamma-1. Gene Ontology annotation, biological process: G protein-coupled receptor signaling pathway. Gene Ontology annotation, molecular function: G-protein beta-subunit binding. The transcript is spliced from 2 exons. NCBI's taxonomy places the organism in Eukaryota, Metazoa, Arthropoda, Insecta, Hymenoptera, Formicidae. Bases 229 to 441 code for a protein of 70 amino acids. The record is from RefSeq and is a predicted model, not a curated record. Gene Ontology annotation, cellular component: heterotrimeric G-protein complex.